Molecule: messenger RNA, 1180 nt
Organism: Phytophthora nicotianae INRA-310
Lineage: Eukaryota; Oomycota; Peronosporomycetes; Peronosporales; Peronosporaceae
Product: cysteine synthase A
Exons: 1
Cellular component (GO): cytoplasm
Molecular function (GO): cysteine synthase activity
Source: RefSeq, a predicted model, not a curated record
CGUAUCUUCCCUCAGCGGGGACACAUAUCCUACAUGGAGAUCAUUCUUCAAUCAGCUGUCUCCCCGACACCCCGCCCUCCAACCCCAUCAAGAUGGCCCCCAAGAUCGCUAAGGACAUGACCGAGCUCAUCGGCAACACGCCGCUGGUCUACUUGAACCACGUGACCGAAGGAUGUCACGCCAAGAUCGCUGUUAAAUGCGAGUUCAUGGAGCCAUGCGCCUCUGUGAAGGACCGCAUUGGUCUGAGUAUGAUCUUGGACGCCGAGAAGUCCGGUCGUCUGCAGAAGGACUCGCAUAUCAUCGAGCCCACGUCGGGUAAUACCGGUAUCGGACUGGCCUUCGCAUCAGCUGUACGCGGCUACAAGUUGACGCUGGUUAUGCCCGACACGAUGUCGAUGGAGCGUCGUAUCCUGCUUAAAUCGUUCGGCUGCAACGUGGUGCUCACUCCUGGUGCUAAGGGAAUGACUGGAGCUUUGGCCAAAGCCAACGAACUGGUGGCCAAAGAGCCCGAAAAGGCUCUGAUCCUCGGCCAGUUCGAUAACCCAGCCAACCCGCAGAUCCACUUCGAGACGACCGGCCCGGAGAUCUGGCGCGAUACUGACGGUGAGAUCGAUAUCUUCAUCGCUGGUGUGGGUACAGGCGGUACUUUGACCGGUACCAGUCGGUAUCUGAAGCCUAAGAAGGAGAGUAUCAAGAUCAUUGCCGUCGAGCCCGAGGAGAGCCCCGUGUUGUCUGGCGGCAAGCCUGGACCCCACAAGAUCCAGGGCAUUGGAGCUGGUUUUGUGCCUGGUGUGCUUCAGACCGACCUGAUUGAUGAGGUCGUAACGGCCAACAGUACUGAGGCCUUCGCUAUGUCCAAGCGUCUCGCUCUGGAGGAAGGAAUGUUGGUUGGUCCGUCGUCGGGUGCGGCUGUGACGGCUGCUAUUAAAGUGGCGUCGCGUCCGGAGAAUGCUGGCAAGCUGAUCGUCGCUAUUUUGCCUAGUUUCGGUGAGCGCUACCUGUCGUCAGCUUUGUUCGAGAAGGAGCGCGAGUUUGCUCAGAAUCUGCAGACGUCGGAGAUCCAGGCUUAAAUGUAUGAACCUUUGUAAGUAGUGGAUCAUUGUAGGUCUAAGAGGAGUAGAGCACAGUGUCGAUGGAUUGCUAUGCGAAUACACGUGAGCUUACGUCUCUAAACUUUGUA